AUGCCCCUCCCUGCUGAACCUGGACCUGAAUCCCGGGUGCCUGCGCCACAGCGCGGUUACGUACCUGUGGUAGGCUGUGGAGCGGGGCUGGAUUGUGAGACGACGCGGGCGGGGCUCGUUGAGCCUGAUGUUCUCAUGUCUAUCCUCCCGGAGGACGCGGGCAUCUACGUGCCUCAUCUUGGCAGGGCUUUGGAGGCACAUGUCAGCACUGUACUACGGCCUGGGCUGGAAGCUGCAAGUGCAAUUGCGUGGAUUGACGAGAGAAUUUCCAGCAUAACGCAAGGUCAAGGCAGCGGCGUCAACACCUUCCGCCUGAUGCAAAGCAACGCAGUAGCACGAGUUGAAUCGCGUUACGGCGUGAUUACGCGUAUCCCCGCCUCUGCUGGCGAUGCUGACGACGACGCCCCCCAAAUGGUCGUCAAGCUGGGUUUGAAGUGGUCCCCCAGUCUGGUCUUCGAGGACGAAGUCAUUCUCGAGCAGCGUCGGAAAGCGACAAUGGAGGCUCCCAACCCAGCCCCAGCCACCACCUCCAGCCAAUCAUGGACCUGUUUCAGCGGCAGCCCGCUGGUCAGGGCGCUCAGGGGAGCCUUGGAACCGCUCGCUCCAGCUGGUACCAGCGACGGCUACUGGUCGAUUGGCGCUGAUGGAUGGUCUCGGCUGCUGGUGGAGAAAGCGCUGGAGCUACCAGACAGGUAUUACGGAGCAUUUAUUUCAGUUGACCUUGCUCCGGUACGUCGCACGCAACUACUCAACCCCUUCUCGAGACGCUGCAAUGCUGCAGUCCCGAGGCCCUGGAUCUCGGGGGCAUUGGUCUCGUUGCUGACAAUUCUCCCUCAUACAGAAGAAGUUGCCGCUCUCGUCAUCGACAAUGGUUCGGGCAUGUGCAAGGCCGGUUUCGCCGGUGACGACGCUCCCCGAGCUGUUUUCCCUUCCAUCGUCGGCCGCCCCCGUCACCAUGGCAUCAUGAUUGGUAUGGGCCAGAAGGACUCCUACGUCGGUGACGAGGCUCAGUCCAAGCGUGGCAUCCUCACCCUGCGAUACCCCAUUGAGCACGGCGUCGUCACAAACUGGGACGACAUGGAGAAGAUUUGGCAUCACACCUUCUACAACGAGCUGCGUGUUGCUCCUGAGGAGCAUCCUGUCUUGCUGACCGAGGCUCCCAUCAACCCCAAGUCCAACCGUGAGAAGAUGACCCAGAUCGUUUUCGAGACCUUCAACGCUCCCGCUUUCUACGUCUCCAUCCAGGCCGUCCUGUCCCUUUACGCGUCUGGUCGUACCACCGGUAUCGUCCUCGACUCGGGUGAUGGCGUCACCCACGUCGUCCCCAUCUAUGAGGGAUUCGCUCUUCCUCAUGCCAUUGCUCGUGUCGACAUGGCUGGCCGGGACCUCACCGACUACCUGAUGAAGAUCCUCGCUGAGCGUGGCUACGCCUUCUCCACCACUGCCGAGCGCGAAAUUGUUCGUGACAUCAAGGAGAAGCUCUGCUACGUCGCCCUCGACUUUGAGCAGGAGAUCCAGACUGCAUCUCAGAGUUCCAGUCUCGAGAAAUCGUACGAGCUUCCCGAUGGCCAGGUCAUCACCAUUGGUAACGAGCGAUUCCGUGCCCCCGAGGCGCUGUUCCAGCCUUCCGUCCUUGGUCUCGAGUCUGGCGGUAUCCACGUCACCACUUUCAACUCCAUCAUGAAGUGCGACGUCGAUGUCCGAAAGGAUCUGUAUGGAAACAUUGUCAUGUCUGGCGGUACCACCAUGUACCCCGGUCUCUCCGACCGUAUGCAGAAGGAAAUCACUGCCCUCGCUCCCUCUUCCAUGAAGGUCAAGAUCAUUGCUCCGCCGGAGCGAAAGUACUCUGUCUGGAUCGGUGGUUCUAUUCUGGCUUCCCUGUCUACUUUCCAGCAAAUGUGGAUCUCGAAGCAGGAGUACGACGAGAGCGGCCCCUCAAUUGUCCACCGCAAGUGCUUCUAA
Messenger RNA from Metarhizium album ARSEF 1941, 1962 nucleotides. RefSeq names its product Actin, gamma. The coding region runs from base 1 to 1962 and encodes 653 amino acids. The transcript is spliced from 8 exons. NCBI's taxonomy places the organism in Eukaryota, Fungi, Ascomycota, Sordariomycetes, Hypocreales, Clavicipitaceae. The record is from RefSeq and is a predicted model, not a curated record.